ACGGAGGGGCGGGGUCAGCGGAGGGGGCGGGGCUUUCCGAGGCCUGCCUUUCCCGGCUUCGGCCCGGCCUCUUUCCUCCUCCGCCGGUUCCCAGGCCCGGGAAGAAGAAGAAGAGGAGGAGAAGCCGAAGCCACCGCCGCCUCCGCCCGGGAUACUGGCAGGAUCUAGCAUUUGACUCACUGGGGGAUCACUGCACACCACCGCUGAACCUGGGAGCUUCCCAGGAUUGUCUUCUGCCAUGUUCCACUUGAUGAAGAAAGACAGAGAUGGGUCCCGUAAGGAGAAGAAGGAGAAGAAGGAGAAAAAGGAGCGGAUGUCAGCUGCCGAGCUGAAGAGCCUAGAGGAGAUGAGUCUGCGUCGGGGCUUUUUCCACCUCAACCGCUCCUCCAAGAGGGAUUCAAAGGGCCGGCUGGAGAUCUCCAACCCCAUCCCCAUCAAGGUGGCCAGUGGCUCAGACCUCCAUCUGACAGACAUUGACUCGGACAGCAACCGUGGGAGCGUGAUCCUGGACUCUGGGCAUCUCAGCACGGCCAGCUCCAGUGAUGAUCUCAAGGACCUCAGGGUGGAGGAUGGCAACUUCAAAGGCUCUGUGCUCCAGCGGGCAGCCAAGUUUGGCUCGCUGGCAAAGCAGAACUCCCAGAUGAUUGUCAAGAGGUUCUCCUUCUCACAGAAGAGCCGGGAUGAGAGCGCCUCAGAGACCUCUACCCCAUCAGAGCACUCAGCCGCUCCCUCCCCGCAAGUGGAAACCCGGACACUGGAGGUCCAGCUCGCCAGGCAGGGUGGGCCGCCUUUGCCCUCCGCCUCUCGAACCAGACUGCCUGAGGUCGUCGGCAAGAGGUUUCCAGCUGAUCUGAGACUCCCUCCAGUGGUGCCUCCACAGCCGCCAGUCCCUAGGCAGCUGGAGCUCCAGCGUCGCAACACGGGUGACUUUGGCUUCUCACUGCGCCGCACCACCAUGCUGGAUCGGGCCGCUGAUGGGCAGGUGUACAGGCGGGUGGUGCAUUUUGCCGAACCUGGGGCUGGGACCAAGGAUCUGGCUCUGGGCUUGGUGCCGGGCGAUCGUCUGGUGGAGAUCAACAGCCGCAAUGUGGAGAGCAAGUCACGAGAUGAGAUAGUGGAGAUGAUCCGGCAGUCAGGGGAGACGGUACGCUUGAAGGUGCAGCCCAUCUUGGAGCUGAGCGAACUGAGCCACUGCUGGCUGCGGAGCGGGGAGGGCCUGCACCACCAAGCAGCCUUUGAGCCGGAGCCUGCCACCCCCGCGGCUUCCCUGAGCCAGGUACUGUACCCCACCGCCCCGGACAUCCCUCCAUCUCCCGUCUGCCUCUGGGCCGGCGUUUGUGCUCGGGCCGCAUGCUGGAGUGCCAAGACGGAGGAACAAAUAGCCGCAGAAGAAGCCUGGUAUGAGACGGACAAAGUGUGGCUGGUCCACAAGGAGGGAUUCUCCUUAGCGAGCCAGCUGAAGACAGACACCGCUGCGGGCCUUCUUCCUGAGGGGAAGGUCAAAGUGAAACUCGAUUAUGAUAGCGCUGUGCUGGAGGUGGACGAAGAUGAUGUGGAGAAGGCCAAUCCUCCAUCCUGUGACCGGGCGGAGGACCUGGCCAGCCUGGUCUACCUCAACGAGUCCAGCGUCUUGCACACGCUCCGCCAGCGCUAUGGCGGGAACCUCAUCCACACUUACGCCGGCCCCAACAUGGUCGUCAUCAACCCCCUCAGCUCUCCAUCUAUGUACUCUGAGAAGGUGAUGCACAUGUUCAAGGGCUGCCGCAAGGAGGACACGUCCCCGCACAUCUAUGCCGUGGCCCAGGCCGCCUACCGGAACAUGCUCAUGAGCCGCCAAGACCAGUCUAUUGUCUUGCUGGGAAGCAGCAGCAGCGGGAAGACCAUCAACUGCCAGCACUUGGUGCAGUACUUGGCCACGGUGGCCGGCAGCUCUGGGAAGGUCUUCUCAGUGGAGAAAUGGCAGGCCCUCUACACCGUCUUGGAAGCCUUUGGCAACAGCGGCACCAGCUUGAAUGCCAAUGCCACCCGCUUCUCCCAGAUCAUCUCUCUGGACUUUGACCAGGCUGGACAGGUGGCCUCCGCCUCUGUGCAGACGAUGCUGCUGGAGAAGCUCAGGGUGGCCAAGCGCCCUGCGAACGAGGCCACCUUCAACGUCUUCUACUACCUCCUGGCCUGUGCGGACAGUGCCCUUCGGACGGAGCUCCAUUUGAACCACUUGGCUGAAAACAAUGUCUUUGGGAUUCUGCCUUUGUCAAAGCCGGAGGAGAAGCAGAAGGCGGGCCAGCAGUUCAGCAAGCUCCAGGCGGCCAUGAAAGUGAUGGGCAUCUCUGGCGAGGAGCAGAAGGCCUUCUGGCUCGUUUUGGGGGCCAUUUAUCACUUGGGGGCGGCCGGAGCCACCAAAGACGGCAACGAAGCCGGGAGGAAGCAAUUUGCACGCCACGAAUGGGCGCAGAAGGCGGCCUACCUGCUGGGCUGCACCUUGGAAGAGCUCUCCUCCGCCAUCUUCAAGCACCAGCCCAAAGGAACCCUUCAGAGGUCCACCUCCUUCCGCCAGGGACCCGACGACGCGGCAAUGGCGGAUGGCUCAGGUCCAAAGGCAUCGGCCUUGGAGUGCUUGGAGGCCCUAGCCUGUGGCUUGUACUCCGAACUCUUCACACUGCUCAUUUCCCUCCUGAACAGAGCCUUGAAAUCCAGCCAGCGCUCCUUGUGUUCCAUGAUGAUCGUGGACACCCCGGGCUUCCAGAACCCAGAGAUGGCUGGCCAGAGCCGCGGGGCCACCUUUGAGGAGCUGUGCCACAACUAUGCCCAGGAGCGGCUGCAGACUCUCUUCCACGAACGCACUUUUGUGCAGGAGCUGGAGCGCUACAAGGAGGAAAACAUAGACCUUUCCUUAGAUGCCUUAGAGCCCAGUACAUCUGGUUCUGUAGCCACAGUAGACCAAGCGUCACACCAGGCUCUGGUCCGUACUCUCGCUCGGACUGAUGAAGCCAGGGGCUUAUUAUGGCUCCUGGAAGAGGAAUCUCUUCAGCCUGGUGGCAACGAAGACACUCUUCUGGACCGACUGUUCACCUACUAUGGCCCUCAGGAUGGAGACAAAAAAGGCCACGAUCCGCUGCUCCGGAGCACCAAGCCCCGGCACUUCUUCCUGGGCCACAGCUACGGCACCAAUUGGGUGGAGUAUGACACCACGGGCUGGCUGAGCUACGUCCGGCAGAACCCAGCCUCCCAGAACGCCUCGGCCCUCCUGCAGGACUCCCAGAAGAAAAUCAUCAGCAAUCUCUUUGCGGGACGGGCGGGAAAUGCCAUGGUCUUGUCAGGCUCCAUUGCCGGCCUCGAGGGAGGCUCUCAGCUGGCUCUGCGCCGGGCUACCAGCAUGCGGAAGACCUUCACCACGGGGGUGGCAGCUGUGAAGAAGAAGUCCCUCUGCAUCCAGAUCAAGCUGCAAGUGGAUGCCCUGGUCGACACCUUGAAGAAGUCCAAGCUCCACUUCGUACACUGCUUCCUGCCCAAAGUGGAUGGCUGGAGUAGUGGUGAUGCUCGGGGCCCCGGAGCACGGCGGGUGAGCACCAGCGAGCUGGACCUUCAUGGCGAACACUGUGAGGCUGGCCUUAUGCAGCUGGAUGUCCCGCUCCUGAGGGCCCAGAUCAGAGGUUCCCGCCUCCUGGAUGCCCUCCGGAUGUACCGCCAAGGUUACCCCGACCACAUGGUCUUUGCCGAGUUUCGGCGGCGCUUCGAUGUCUUGGCCCCUCACCUCACCAAGAAGCACGGGCGCAACUACAUUGUCACGGACGAGAAGCGGGCCGUGGAGGAGCUCUUGGACUCCCUGGAGCUGGAGAAGAGCAGCUUCCACAUGGGCCUGAGCCGGGUGUUCUUUCGGGCGGGGACGCUGGCCAAGCUGGAGGAGCAGCGCGACAAACAGAUGAGCAGGAACAUCACUCUUUUCCAAGCUGCUUGCCGAGGCUUUUUGGCUCGCCAGCACUUUAAGAAGAGGAAGAUCCAAGACCUGGCCAUCCGCUGUGUGCAGAAAAACAUCAAGAAGAACAAAGGGGUGAAGGACUGGCCUUGGUGGAAGCUCUUCACCACCGUCAGGCCCCUCAUUGAAGUCCAGCUCACCGAGGACCAGAUCCGGGGCAAGGAUGAAGAGAUCCAGCAGCUGAAGAGCCGGCUGGAGAAGGUGGAGAAGGAGCGGAACGAACUGCGCUUGAACAGCGACCGCUUGGAGAGCAAGAUUUCGGAGCUGACCUCGGAACUGACUGAUGAGAGGAACACAGGCGAGUCGGCCUCCCAGCUCCUAGACUCCGAGACUGCAGAACGGCUGCGAACAGAGAAGGAGAUGAAAGACCUCCAGGCCAAAUAUGAUGCCCUCAAGAAGCAGAUGGACUCUAUGGAGAUGGAGGUGAUGGAGGCUCGGCUCAUUCGGGCGGCCGAGCUCAACGGCGAGAUGGACGACGACGACUCAGGUGGCGAAUGGCGGCUGAAAUAUGAGCGCGCCAUCCGCGAGAUCGACUUCACCAAGAAGCGCUUGCAGCAGGAGUUUGAGGACAAGCUGGAGGCAGAACAGCAGAGCAAGAGGCAGCUGGAGCGGCGGCUGACUGACUUGCAGGCGGAUGGCGAGGAGACCCAGCGCUCCCUCCAGACACUGAAGAAGAAGUGCCAGCGACUGACGGCGGAGCUGCAGGACACCAAGCUGCACCUGGAAGGGCAGCAAGGCCGGAACCAUGAGCUGGAGAAGAAGCAGCGCAGAUUUGAUAGCGAACUGUCCCAGGCUCAUGAGGAAGCCCAGCGGGAGAAACUGGGGCGAGAGAAGCUGGCCCGAGAGAAGGACAUGCUCAUCGCCGAGGCGUUUGGUCUCAAGCAGCAGAUCGAGGAGAAAGACUCCAGCCUGGCCACUUUGACCCAGAAAGUGGAGUCCCUGGAGGCCGAGCUGCAGGACCUCUCCUCCCAGGAGUCCAAGGACGAAGCCUCUCUGGCCAAAGUCCGGAAGCAGCUCCGGGACCUGGAAGCCAAGGCCAAAGACCAGGAGGAAGAGCUGGAUGAACAAGCGGGCACCAUCCAGAUGCUGGAACAGGCCAAACUUCGGCUGGAGAUGGAGAUGGAGCGCCUUCGGCAGACGCACUCCAAAGAGGUGGAGAGCCGCGACGAGGAGGUGGAGGAGAUCCGGCAGUCGUGCCAGAAGAAGUUGAAGCAGAUGGAGAUGCAGCUGGAGGAGGAAUAUGAGGAGAAACAGAAGGUGCUUCGGGAGAAGAGAGACUUGGAAGGCCGGCUGGCUGCCGUCAGCGACCAGGUCAACCAGAGGGACUUUGAGACGGAGAAGCGACUACGUAAAGACCUGAAGCGCACCAAGGCCCUCUUGGCCGAUGCACAUGUCAUGCUGGACCACCUGAAAAACAAUGCCCCCAGCAAGCGGGAGAUCGCCCAGCUCAAAAAUCAGCUGGAGGAGUCGGAGUUCACCAGCGCUGCCGCUGUCAAAGCACGCAAGUCCAUGGAAGUGGAGAUCGAAGACCUGCACCUCCAGAUCGAUGACCUCUCCAAGGCCAAGGGAGCGUUGGAAGAACAGUUGAGCCGUUUGCAGCGGGAAAAGAACGAAGUGCAGAGCCGUUUGGAGGAGGACCAAGAGGACAUGAAUGAGCUCAUGAAGAAGCACAAGGCGGCCGUGGCUCAGGCCUCUCGGGACCUGGCUCAGAUCAAUGACCUGCAGUCGCAGUUGGAAGACGGCAAUAAGGAGAAGCAGGAGUUACAGGAGAAGCUGCAAGCCCUCCAGAGCCAGCUGGACUUUGUGGAGCAGUCGAUGGUGGACAAGUCUUUGGUCAGCAGACAGGAGGCCAAGAUCCGUGAGCUGGAGACGCGGCUGGAGUUCGAGAGGACGCAAGUCAAGCGCCUUGAGAGCUUGGCCACUCGCUUGAAGGAGAACAUGGAGAAGCUGACGGAGGAGCGAGACCAGCGGACGGCAGCUGAGAACCGGGAGAAGGAGCAGAACAAACGGCUGCAGCGCCAGCUGAGAGACACCAAGGAGGAGAUGGCCGAGUUGGCCAAGAAGGAGGCCGAGGCCAGCCGGAAGAAGCACGAACUGGAGAUGGACUUGGAGAGCUUAGAAGCCGCCAACCAGAGCCUGCAGUCGGAUCUGAAGCUGGCCUUCAAGCGGAUCGGGGACCUGCAGGCCGCCAUUGAGGACGAGAUGGAGAGCGACGAGAACGAGGAUCUCAUCAACAGUUUGCAGGACAUGGUGGCAAAGUACCAGAGGCGCAAGAACAAGCUUGACGGCGACUCAGAUGGCGACUCGGAGCUGGAGGACCGUGUGGAUGGCGUGAAGUCCUGGCUGUGCAAGAACAAAGGCUCCUCCAAGACGGUCUCAGAGGACGGCAGCUUUAAGAGCAGCAGGUCCGGCCUGAACUCAGUGGGCAAAGAGGCCAAGGAGGUGGAGGAAAGCAGGCCCGCCUCAGUCAUGAGUUCUCUGAGUUACCGGAAGCGGGGCAACCUCAAGGACUCCAUUGGGGGCAAAGGGGACGAGGAGACCCUCUUCUCCACGCUCAGCGAGCGCCCGCCUUCCCCUGACCGCUCCUUCCGCAAGGCCAAGCACAACUCCGUUUCCAGCGGUUUGGACGAUGGUGCCUCCAUCGCUUCUUGGAAGAAGACCGGAGACGAUCUGGACGGGAGGAGCUCGGUCCUUUCCCAGUCCUUCUCCGAGACCGGCAGCCACCUUCGUGGCCUGGAGAAGCGCUGGUCUAUCUCAGCGUCCGAAUUCGACAAGGCCUCUGUCCUGUCCGGUCACGGCGGGGCCUCCUGGUGCGGUGGAUUGGAUGCCCGCGAAGACGACACCCGGUCGUCCCUCAGCUUGGCACUCUCCAGCCCCGGCAGCCUGCGGCGCAGCACAUCCCGCCUGGAUGACCUCAGUCCUUCCUAUGGACGCCCGAGUUCCCGUCUUUCCUUGAGCCGUUCCCAGCUGGACGACGACGCAGCCAGCGUGGCCCUGAGCGAGUCCCGGUCCCUCUACAGCCAGCACUCGCUCUCCCGCAGCCUUUCUGUCCCGCCGAGGCCUCGGACCGCAGCUUCGGAGGAGUCACGGGUUGAGGAUCCCGACAUCCGCCCGGUUGGCCACCGCAGCUACCUCGACCCGGAUCUGGAGGCUGCCAUCCACGAGGUGUUGAACUACCAGCCAGUCAAGUUCAAGCGCUCCAGCCUGGACCCUGAUUCAGACGAUGAUCGGAGGAGCGUCCGGAGCUCCAAAAGCGCUUUGCUUGAGACAACUGAACAUCCAGCCAGCAGCAUACGCCGCUCGGCUUCGGCCCUUGAUUUUUCUCGUCCUCACAGCUCAAAGGGCAAAAGGAGGAGUAACAGCAGUGACUCUUCCUCUUCCUCCUCUUCGUCUUCACCUGAAAGGUCAAGGAAGAGCUCCCGGAAGCACUCCAAGAAGUCCAAGAAGAAGUCCAAGAAAAAGAAGCAGCAAGAGUCAGGGUCUUCUUCCGAGUCGUCUUCAGGCUCCACCGUCUCGUACCGCAGCAACUCCAGCAUCAAGAAAGGCCCCAAGAAGGCCUUGGAAGAGGAGGAGGGCCCGGAAGCCGGGAAGUCCAGCAAGCAGCUGAAGAAGGAGGAGAAGCAGCGCAAGAAGCAGGUGGACAGCCUCAUGAUGAAGUACCUGUACCGGCCGGAGAGCGACUAAGCCCUCCGUCUUAUCGGAAAUCCUUUCCCUACGACAGAUCCGACGAGGAGCGGGACAUCUUCGACGGCAGCGCUCCCUGGCCCAAGUAUUCCUCCCGGAGUUACUUGAGUGACAGCGAUUCGGAGAGCAGGCCACCGGGG
This is a messenger RNA of Anolis carolinensis (green anole), 7797 nucleotides long. It is a transcript of the gene myo18a, whose product is annotated as myosin XVIIIA. Gene Ontology annotation, molecular function: ATP binding; actin filament binding; cytoskeletal motor activity. The transcript has 44 exons. Gene Ontology annotation, biological process: actomyosin structure organization. Gene Ontology annotation, cellular component: myosin II complex; myosin filament; cytoplasm. The coding region runs from base 239 to 7657 and encodes 2472 amino acids. The record is from RefSeq and is a predicted model, not a curated record. NCBI's taxonomy places the organism in Eukaryota, Metazoa, Chordata, Lepidosauria, Squamata, Anolidae.